This is a messenger RNA of Sphaeramia orbicularis (orbiculate cardinalfish), 2499 nucleotides long. RefSeq names its product mesenchyme homeobox 2a (gene meox2a). Gene Ontology annotation, cellular component: nucleus. NCBI's taxonomy places the organism in Eukaryota, Metazoa, Chordata, Actinopteri, Kurtiformes, Apogonidae. The record is from RefSeq and is a predicted model, not a curated record. Bases 317 to 1273 code for a protein of 318 amino acids. Gene Ontology annotation, biological process: positive regulation of transcription by RNA polymerase II; somite development. The transcript has 3 exons. Gene Ontology annotation, molecular function: RNA polymerase II cis-regulatory region sequence-specific DNA binding; DNA-binding transcription factor activity, RNA polymerase II-specific.
CCUCCUUCUGCUCCCAGCCUUCGAGCUCCAGACUCCUGUUCUUCCUGACAUCUGAGAGGCUGUCCUGCAGCUGAUUCUGGGCUAACUGUUUAUCCUGUACAGCCUGGCAACUGGCCACAUGCUCCGGAUUACCACAGGACACCCAUUUCAAAACUUUCCUCUGACAAUUUGAAGGGAAAACUUACCGGAUAGUCUAGAAAGAAAAAGACAAGCGUUUUGGAUUUAUGUUUGUGUUGCUUUGGGUUGAUUUUGAAAUUUUAGCUUGUUUACUUGCCCUUCUCACCUUUCCUGGAGGGCUGUGUGUGUUUUCUUCAGGAUGGAUCACACACUGUUCGGCUGCCUCAGGAGCCCCCACGCCCAGGCGCAGGCCCUACAUCCUGUCUUCACACAGUCCCCGCUGACUCUGCACGGACGUUCGGAUCACAUCUCCUACCCAGACCUGGCUUCUUCAUCCUCCUCCUCUUCCACUUCAUCCCCGUCACCCUGCAUUAUCUCCAGCUACCCCACAGAUGAAGGCCUGUUCUCAGGACAGCACCACCACCAUCCUCACCGCAGCCCCCACCUGUCCUCGCAGCAGCAUCACCAUCCACCUCAGCACCACCACGCACCCUGGCAUAUCUCACAGAUGCCAUCGCCCCCAGGCAGCAACGCCCACCACAAUCUGUGUCACCUGCACUCCCACUCCUCAGCGCAGGACAACGGGCCCACACCCCCGGACCUGGGCCACACAGGAGUGCCCAGUCUGUGUGCCAGCACCCCCAGUCUGGGGGGCAGCAGCACCCCUACUGGGGCCUCCUGUGUGCCUGCAGACUUUGGCAGACAGACUCUGUCACCUUCUGAGGCCGAGAAGAGGAACAGCAAGAGGAAAAGUGACAAUUCAGAGUCCCAGGACAGGAAUUACAAGUCAGAUGUGAGCAGCAAACCCAGGAAAGAGAGGACAGCAUUCACUAAAGAGCAGAUCCGCGAACUGGAGGCUGAGUUCGCCCACCACAACUACCUGACCAGACUAAGGCGGUACGAGAUUGCUGUGAACCUUGACCUCACUGAGAGACAAGUGAAGGUGUGGUUCCAGAACAGACGGAUGAAGUGGAAAAGAGUGAAAGGCGGCCAGCAGGGGGCAGCAGCUCGAGAGAAAGAACUGGUGAAUGUGAAAAAGGGGACAUUGCUGCCAUCAGAAUUCUCUGGCAUCGCAGUGCUCCACCACUCGACAGACUCCUUAGCUAAUGAGGACAGUCACGACAGUGACCAGAGCUCUGAGCAUGCUCACUUAUGAUGCACACGCAUACAGACAACUGCCCCCCUCAGAGUAGACCCCGCCUCUUCCUCAGGACUGUCCUUAACAGGAUUGCUGUUUGCUGAUCGGCCACUGUCCUACAACAGCGCUAAAGGAGUGUUCAAAUGUACAGAGGAAUGAUGUAGUAGAAAAGAGUCAUCAUGCAGGCAAAAUGUAAAUACCAAAAACUGGGCACAUAAAUAAUGUCACAGACAUUUUCUGAGUCACAGUGGUUGAAAAUCUCUUGAUCAAUAUAAACAACUGAUUAUGAUUUAGUAAAAACAGAAAUUUGUUCACAUUUUUAACAUCUAUGUAGUCCCAAAGUCCCAAAAGAUGACUUUUUUUCCCCCUAAUCUUGGCGUGAACAAGUUACUCUCUUGUGCAAAGAGAGUUAUGUUUUGGAAAGAAGAUGAUUAACUCAUCCAAUUAAGACAUUAUCUAGUGAACACAAGUCAGUAGCAGGUGCAACUAAAAAAAGUCUUUUUUAGGUGUAAGCCAGUCAUUAUCUGAUAUGAGCAAGUAAUUAUCUGAUUAAAACAAAUCAGCAUCAGGAGCAAACAAGUCAUUACCUGGUGAAAAUGUCUAGAGUAAGCAAGUUAUUUAUCUGCCAUGGACAAGUUAUCAUCAGUUGUGAAAGAAUUAAUUGUACCAUGUGAAAAUUUAUUAUGCUGUGCCCAUUGCCUCUUAACCUAUUUGCUUUGUGUGGGAGAGUCACUUGUUUGCACUUGUCACUUGUUUGCAGAUUGUUCACACCAGAUAAUUCUCUUGUUCACCUAAAGUAUGAACUUGUUCACAUCAAAAAAGAUAAAAAAAAAAUUCACCCUUUCGGACAUUAUGGGCUCUGCAAAAAUGCUUUUUAGUCAAAUCAACAUUCCAUGCUAUGUGUCUUAAGUGGGGGAGGUUAAAGCUUUGAUUUGCACUGUUGAACAUACAGUGUGCUACUCAAUUGAUUUCUACUGUAUGUCCUGCAAAAUAUGAUGUAACAGACUUAUUGAUAAAAUCAAGUGCCAGGAAAUCUAAUUUGCCUAGCUAAUAUAAGUGAUAUGUAAAUAAACCUAUUUUAACAAUGCUUUUAUACCCACAGUAUUCACCUCACACAGUAAUAAACACUGAGAGCCACUUAGCCAACUCUUCUCUGCCUCGAGAUGACAUUUUGUAAAACAAAUCUGAAUCCUGAAAUGAAUAUUUUUCAAGGAUGUUUGACAAUUAAAUAAAAAGUAACCAGU